Messenger RNA from Acanthosepion pharaonis, 459 nucleotides. The record is from the annotation of a GenBank genome assembly. Lineage: Eukaryota; Metazoa; Mollusca; Cephalopoda; Sepiida; Sepiidae.
AUGAGCCAGUUGAAAUUUGGAUCAUAUAUCAUUAGUUUUCUCAGCGGUGAUUUUAUUGUGCUUAUAAAUACACAAUCUAUCUAUCUAUCUAUCUAUCUAUCUAUCUAUCUAUCUAUCUAUCUAUCUCUAUUCAUAUCUAUCUCAUUCUAUUCAUAUCUAUCUCAUUCUAUUCAUAUCUAUCUAUCUAUCUAUCUAUCUAUCUAUCUAUCUAUCUAUCUAUCUAUCUAUCUCAGUCUAUUCCCAUCUAUCUCUAUUCAUAUCUAUCUUAUUAUCUCCAUUAUCUACAUCAUUCUGUUUCUAUCUAUCUAUCUAUCUAUCUAUCUAUCUAUCUAUCUAUCUAUCUAUCUAUCUAUCUAUCUAUCACAUUAUGUCCAUUAUCUAUCUAUCUAUCUAUCUAUCUAUCUAUCUCACUCUAUUCAUAUCUAUCUCUUUCUAUUCAAAUCUUUCUCAUUCUAUUAA